GGAAAGAGGGAGCUAGAAACCUGGAAACACUGACGGUAAUGAAGGAUUGUGACAGAUAAAAAAAAAAAAAAAAGAAAAACUAUCCAAGCUGGAGGACGACAAAGAGACUCUGGACAUGGAUGAUGGGACGUUUACUACCAUCUCUCUGGCAGACGACUCAGCCAACAGAGGAUCUGCAGCCCUGUAUCCUAAACAGGAGGACGAGCUUUUCAUCAUGAACUGCGACAUAGAUGGAGACCUGGAGAACCAGGCUGAGAUGGAGGAGAAGACGAGGUUGAUAAACCAGGUUUUGGAGCUGCAGCACACACUGGAAGAUCUAUCGGCUCGAGUCGACGCGGUCAAAGAGGAGAACCUGAAGUUGAAGUCGGAGAAUCAGGUCCUCGGUCAGUACAUCGAGAACCUCAUGUCGGCCUCCAGCGUCUUCCAGACCACCGACACCAAGAGCAAGCGGAAGUGAGGCGGAGUGGAGCAGAAGGUGGCUUCCCUGGGGACACGGAGCGGAGGGGGUUGGAGAUCCCCGUAACCAUUUACCUGAGUCAGAACUAAGCAAAUGUAAAUAUGAAAAUAACGUCUGUAAAAUACUUUUCUUUGUGUUUUUUUUUUUUUUUGAACCCACCAACAUUGGGACAUUUUGUUGUGCCUCAAUUUAAACUUGGUGUUCUAAAAUGAGUUUAACAUCAAACAUGUUACCGUGAACCUUA
Messenger RNA from Poecilia latipinna (sailfin molly), 701 nucleotides. It is a transcript of the gene scoca, whose product is annotated as short coiled-coil protein a. The transcript is spliced from 4 exons. The coding region runs from base 116 to 457 and encodes 113 amino acids. NCBI's taxonomy places the organism in Eukaryota, Metazoa, Chordata, Actinopteri, Cyprinodontiformes, Poeciliidae. Gene Ontology annotation, cellular component: trans-Golgi network. The record is from RefSeq and is a predicted model, not a curated record.